CCCUCUGUUUUAAUCUCUCUCUCUCUCUCCUUAUCUCUCUAUCUAUCUCUCUUUCUCUCUCUCAACUGACAGACAGAUGCACACCAUACUUGAGCUGAUUAUUACAUGCACAUACUAUACCGCUAACCUGUGUGUGUGUAUUGAUCAGUGGGGUCUUUCUGAGGGAGAUGUGAGGACACUCACCUUUUUAGUGUCAUGUUGUGUUAACAGUGUCCAGCAGGGGGCGUCAGGCACAGACGAGAUGCAGAGGGACUCUCUAGAACACAGUCUACAUUUCAAGCCAGAAGACUUCGAACCCAACCCCUUAGGAGUGAAGAGACCCGCGCUUGUGAAAACCGCAAUUCCGUCGAUAUUUACCUUGCCAGAUGAUGUCGACGAACAGUCAGGAACUUCUGGAACUAGCAGUGCUAUCGCAUUUGCCUGGAGAUGGACACCAGAGGAGGCAGAGGUCCAUGAGAAAUUCAGAUCCACAUUGAAGAGCACGUUUCAGCAUCUGGUUGAGGGAAUAUCUAAUCAGGGAGAAUCCAGACUCCUCCAAGAGAUCUACACAGAUCUCCACAUCACAGAGGGAGGAGGAGGGGUCAAUGAUGAACAUGAGGUCAGACAGAUAGAGAGAGCAUCCUGGAGAGAAGCAGCACGAGGCAGAUCAAUCGAAUGCAGUAACAUCUUUAAACCCUUAUUGGACGAUGAACAAUCUGAGUCUGAUGAUACAUCUGAUGAAUGUGAUGAAGCGUCUGAUAAAUCUGAUCACAGACAACACAAACCCAUCAGAACAGUGCUGACAAAGGGAGUGGCGGGCAUUGGGAAAACAGUCUCUGUGCAGAAGUUCAUCCUGGACUGGACUGAAGGAAAAAACAAUCAAGAUGUCCACUUCAUAUUUCCUCUUCCUUUCCGAGAGUUGAACCUGAUGAAGAACAAGAAACUCAGUCUGGUGAAGCUUAUUCAACACUUUUUUCCAGAAAUUAAAGAUUCAAAAAUCUUCACCAGUUCAGAGCACAGAGUCAUGUUCAUCUUUGAUGGUCUGGAUGAGUGUCGACUUCCUCUAGAUUUCCAUUCCAAGCUGAGUUGUUGUGAUGUGACAGAGCCAGUCUUAGUUAACGUGCUGCUGACAAACCUCAUCAAGAGGAAUCUGCUUCCCUCUGCUCUCCUUUGGAUCACCACCCGGCCAGCAGCAGCCAGUCAGAUCCCUCCUGAGUGUGUGGACCAGGUGACAGAAAUAAGGGGAUUCAAUGACCCACAGAAAGAGGAGUACUUUAGGAAGAGAGUCUGUGAUGAAAACCUCGCCAACAGAACCAUCACACACCUAAAGUCAUCCAGGAGCCUCUACAUCAUGUGCCACAUUCCGGUCUUCUGCUGGAUUUCAGCCACUGUGGUAGAGAGAACAUCAUUUGAAUCAGAAAACAUAGAAAUGCCAAGAACUCUCACUCAAAUGUACACUCACUUCCUGAUCAUUCAGACAAGCCUGAAAAAAGCCAAGUACACAGAGAGAAAAGAGACAGAUGAAGAGAUAAUUUUCAAACUGGGGAAACUGGCUUUCCAACAGCUGAAGGAAGGGAAUCUGAUCUUCUAUGAGGAAGACCUGGGAGAGUGUGACAUUGAUGUCACAGAAGCAUCAGUGUACUCAGGAGUGUGUACUCAGAUCUUCAGAGAGGAGUCUGGGGUGUACCAAGGGAAGGUGUUCAGCUUUGUGCAUCUGAGCAUUCAAGAGUUUCUUGCAGCUUUAUAUGUGUUCCUCUGCUUUGAAAACAGAGAGAGAAGCAUGACUGACCAACAUCAAACCUCUCAGCUCUCUGCCCUAUUCAGAGCUGCAACAUUGCAUGACCUACACAAGACUGCAGUGGACCUGGCCUUACAGAGUGAGAAUGGACACCUGGACCUUUUCCUCCGCUUCCUUUUGGGCCUGUCACUGGAGUCCAAUCAGAAUCUCUUAAUGCACCUACUGCCACAGACAAUAAGUCAUAAACAGAGCUCAGAGCAAACAGUCCAGUAUAUCAAACAGAAGAUCAGAGAUCAAAGUAAUUCAGGCAGAAGGAUCAACCUGUUCUACUGUCUGAAUGAACUGAAUCACCAUUCUGUAGUGGAGAAGAUUGACAGGAGCUCAGGAACUCUGUUUGUAGACACACUCAUACCAGGAGAGUGGGAGACUAGGAGAUUUACAUUUAAGAUUCCAGAGGAGCAGCUGGAUGAGUUUGACCUGCAGAAGUACAUAAAGACACCAGAGACUGAUCAGACUGAACUCCUCAGUCCAGAUGAAGUUCUUCAGAGGCUGGUUCCAGUGGUCACAUCAGCACUGCUGUAUGAGUGUUCCCUCACAGAGAAGAGCUGUGCUGCGAUAGCGUCAGCUGCCAGAUCAAACUCCUGCAGUUUGAAGGAGCUGGACCUGAGUCACAAUGAUCUUCAUGAUGCAGGAGUUCAGCAUCUCUCAGAGCUCCUCAAGCUGUGGAACUGUUCCCUCACAGAGAAGAGCUGUGCUGCGAUAGCGUCAGCUGCCAGAUCAAACUCCUGCAGUUUGAAGGAGCUGGACCUGAGUCACAAUGAGCUUCAUGAUGCAGGAGUUCAGCAUCUCUCAGAGCUCCUCAAGAAUCCCCACUGCAAACUGGAGAAACUAGUGCUGGUUGAUUGUUCCCUCACAGAGAAGAGCUGUGCUGCGAUAGCGUCAGCUGCCAGAUCAAACUCCUGCAGUUUGAAGGAGCUGAACCUGAGUGCCAAUGAGCUUCAUGAUGCAGGAGUUCAGCAUCUCUCAGAGCUCCUCAAGAAUCCCCACUGCAAACUGGAGACACUAGAGCUAAGUGAUUGUUUCCUCACAGAGAAGAGCUGUGCUGCGAUAGCGUCAGCUGCCAGAUCAAACUCCUGCAGUUUGAAGGAGCUGAACCUGAAUAGAAAUGAGCUUCAUGAUGCAGGAGUUCAGCAUCUCUCAGAGCUCCUCAAGAAUCCCCACUGCAAACUGGAGAAACUAGUAGUGGAUGUUGGUAUCUUCCUAAAGGAGAGUACAGCAGCAGCAGCAGCCUCUGCUAGCAGCUCCCACUCAGAUGCUGCAGAGCUGCACCUCAGAGACAAAGCCCAGCAGAACCCAGGAGCAGAGCUGCUCUCUCUGGACACUCACAUGGAGGAACACCAAUGUGAAUCCUGUGCUGAAGUUCCAGACUCCAGCCACUGGGUCCUGGUGAAACCUGAAGUCUCAACAGUGGACAGCGUCUCCACCUACAGCCUGAGCUCUCCUACAGGGAGCUAUGAGUGCCCAGAGUCUGGUCUGCGCUGGACGUGUGCUGGUCCAGUCACCCUGCAGUACCACUUCAUAGACUGGCAUCUCUUGGCUGAUGAGCUGCCCCACAUGCAGUAUAGACCAGCUGGACCUUCAAUGGACAUCAAGCUCAUCUCAGGAGAGCUGGAGGAGAUCCACCUGCCACAUUUCCUCUGUUUGGGAGGUAGCCGGUCUUCUCUGAAGGAUGCUGUGGAGGUUCUGCAUAAGCAGGACAGUGGAGUGUCUAUAGAGAAGUGUGAUUUGAGUCGCUUCCAUGCCAGGCUGGUGAACCCCUCGUUUUCUCUUUUAGGGCUUUUUUACUCUCUAAAAUCUUUCUUCUUUUCUGGCAACAAGAAGGAGAGUGAGAGGCCAAUUGAGACCCAUGCUGAUGUGCUGGUUUAUCGGAGCAGCAUGUUACCCCUCACUUUUCGCACAUACCUCCUGCCAGUGAAUCUAACACUUAAGAAGCUAGUGGAGGACCAGGAAAAAUCGGAGGAAUUCAGUGGUGUCAAACUGGCUAUGCCCCGACCUGUGAGACCUCUUCAGAUGAAUGGCUUCUAUAGCUUAAAGCCUGACUGCAAGUCCAGAGUUUAUCCAGUAGAGCUGAACCUCAUAGACUGCCAUUUUGUUCCCAACUUCUCUGUGGUGCGCAUAAGCAAGGCUGUCGACUUCAAGAUGGAGCUCCACAGCUCUGGAGACAAACAGGAAGUCUGGCAAGCAGACAUCUUGGGAACUGAAUGCUGGACUAAACCCCAACAAGACAAUGUUACCACCUCUACUGAAGUUUCUGAAUCCACCACACUCAUAAGCUUAUUUGAGGCUAUCAACAUCCAAACCUCUGUGAAGCAAGAAACAGUCUAUCAAGCAGAAGUCCAGAGAACUGAACGUUUGAGGGAACCUCGGCAGGACAAUACUCACACAGUAGACGAAGUAGAGUUCCUCAAAGACAAAAUGCCAGAUCUCAUUCAGAGGGUGACCAACGUGAUGCCUCUAGCAGAUGAGAUGCUGUCAAAAAACAUCAUCAAAACAGAACAGUACAACAACAUCAAAGCAGAACUUACUGACCAGGGCAAGAUGAGAUGUCUGUUUGAUGCCCUGCGCUCUUGUGGGACUUCUGAGAUAAAGUUGCUCUUCAAAAUCCUUCUGAGUCAACACUCUUCCCUGCUGAGAGAGUUGGGCUGGGAUUGACCCACCACUUCACGCCCUACAGACCAUGGGAAGACCAUGAGCAUGACUGUCUUGAGAGUGAAUUGAAAUAUGAAGCUAAAUUAAAUUAAAUCAUAGAGGCAUUAUGUUUUUCCAAAUCUAGCAAUCUAACAGCCUACAGCCUCGCCUUGUCAAACAACAAUAGCACGGUUGGCUCUCAGAGAACCUUGCUAGCUGGGGCAUGUUUCAAAUGGUUUGCCAAUAGCUGGGUAUAGUGGGAACAGCUGGAGUGCUCCAGUCUAGUAGCAUUUAGGUUUCCUUAUGCCACAUUUUGUAGACAAUUACAUAAAACAUAAUGUUUAUGCAAUUUGAAUGGUGCCACAAGUUCUUUUGAGAUCAAUAUGACGUAGAAAUAGUGUGGUUGCUGUGUUUGACAAGGAUCACUAUCACUGGUUUGCAACAUUUUGUAAUUAUGUGGUCUUUUAUGUCUUUUAACUAUUCUAUUUUAUGUACUACGUUUUACUGUUUACUUUUUAACAUUUUUUGAACUACUGCCCUUUUAUGCUUGUUCAUGUAAAGCACAUUGAAUU
This is a messenger RNA of Alosa alosa (allis shad), 4977 nucleotides long. RefSeq names its product NACHT, LRR and PYD domains-containing protein 3-like. Gene Ontology annotation, biological process: regulation of apoptotic process. Gene Ontology annotation, molecular function: protein binding. The transcript has 9 exons. Bases 77 to 4429 code for a protein of 1450 amino acids. NCBI's taxonomy places the organism in Eukaryota, Metazoa, Chordata, Actinopteri, Clupeiformes, Clupeidae. The record is from RefSeq and is a predicted model, not a curated record.